Cucurbita maxima (winter squash) is the source of this 1310-nucleotide messenger RNA. RefSeq lists its product as uncharacterized. The record is from RefSeq and is a predicted model, not a curated record. Lineage: Eukaryota; Viridiplantae; Streptophyta; Magnoliopsida; Cucurbitales; Cucurbitaceae. The transcript has 2 exons. The coding region runs from base 113 to 1171 and encodes 352 amino acids.
GUGUGAAUUCAACCACCAAAAACAUACCUCUACGAUCACCCUCCUUGUCUCUUUCCACCCACCCUCUCCCUAAAAUUCCCUCUCUCUCUCUCUCUCACCCCCUCACUCAACCAUGCCCAACUCCGCCUGCUUUCCCGCCCUCCUCCGCCGCCUCCUUUGCUCCGGCAACCUCCCCACUCACCCAUCUGAAGCUCUCAACGAACCCAACUCCCAGCCUAAACUCGUGCCUCCAGCGUCCGAGCCCGGCCCGGGCGUGGUGGCUCGCCUGAUGGGUUUGAGUUCGCUUCCAGACGCCAAUUGGGUUCCUACCAAUCGUGCCCCAGGUGCGGUUUCGAGGAGCAAGUCCGUGAAUUUCGCGGAUUAUUUACUCCAUUUUGACUCUAACCAAGCCCACCACCGCCGAAUCCGAACCUCGGCUUCGUUCCGGGAGGUCCCGCCGUUGAACCCACAGAACGAAUUCUUUGUUCUUUACACGAAGGAUUAUUUCGACGGCUACGCUGUGGAAAUUGAAUCCAGUUUGAAGAAACUCGAAACGCAGCGUUUUGGCGAAGAGAAACAGGGGAAGGAACAGAGCAGGAGUAAUGAUAUGAAGACGAAGAAGAAGAAGAACAAUGAAUCGAAGAUUUCGAAGCUUAAAGAUGAGCCACGAAGGGAAAUUGGUAAGAAUUUCACCAACAGUAAAAAAUGCAGCACGAGUAAAGAUUCAUUCUCUGUUUUACCUUCGGGUAAAUACAAAGACAAACAGAAUGUUCCCAAAAAUGGCCAUACUGUGAAUUCGAAGAAGCCAGUGAAGCAACAGGAAUCCGCCAUUGAAACGGAGCUCAACAAGAACAUUAAGAAGAAGGAGAAGAAGAAGAAGAAUGUUAGCCGACAUGUCGGACAGAAAUCGAAGCCCGAAUCCGACCAGGAAAACUCCAGUCCAGUGUCGGUUCUCGAUGUCCAAGGAAUCUAUUUCUCAGACGAAAUGGAGGAAACUGAUGUGAAGGGCGGAGACGCCGCCGGCCGGAGCGAGAAACUAGUGGAAAGAAUCUGCAGAUUGGCGGAGGAAGAUAUAAAAGAGGCAACGUGGAGGAUUAAGAAGGUGGAUGUGGAAGAAUUAUGCAUGGAGGUGGAACGACAUGUCGUCAAUGUGUUGUUGGAUGAGAGCCUAGAGGAGUUAGUGUUGUUGUAGUUGCAGACUUACAGUGGAAUUCCUUAACAAUGACAAAAACAUCUGUAAUCUGUACAUAAGCUCAGCUAGAUGCCUUCAUGUCGGAAAUGUUUGGGACUUUUAGUGGAGAAAUUAAUUCAAAAAGAUAUAAUUGAUUGCA